Messenger RNA from Amoebophrya sp. A120, 2944 nucleotides. The record is from the annotation of a GenBank genome assembly. Lineage: Eukaryota; Dinophyceae; Syndiniales; Amoebophryaceae.
AGCGAAUAAUAUAAUUCCAAAGAUCAUACAUUGAUUCGGUUUCGAUUUCGGAGUAAAGAUGGCGCCACGCGGCAAGAAUGCGUACUCAUUUCGUCGUUCUCUGCUCUACUUCGCAGGAGCUGUUGCUUCUGCACCGGACGCAAUUUACUCCCUUCGUUUGCAGCACGGGGGGACAGAUUCCCCCUUCGGUGAGGAGUAUGGAAUGCAAAAGUGUCUGGGUCUGGAAGAUUCUAAACUUGUAAUGCUUUCUCUGGAUUCUAAAAAAAUUUGUAUUGCAUGACCAGCAAAAGGACUCCAGUUUGUGCUACGUGGAGAGGGCAUUUCUCAUGCGGUAGAGGCAUCACAAAGUACUCUACAAAUCUGUGAUGCUUGGGCAUGCAUCACAGACAUCAUGGAUCAUUCAAAAUAUGCAUGACAAACCCGGCAAUCUUCCAGACCCAGACACUUUUACAUUUGAUAAGGAGCCCAAGGAGCUGAAACUGUUUGCGAAUAACAAGCAACGGGAGAAAUUAGCGGACAAAUUGGAAGAGCAGGUCCACUAUGCAUUGCAAAAGCAUCGUACUAGUAGAAAUCGCAUCACAAAUUCGGUCAGCAUGACAAAUGGACCUUGUCAUGCUGUUUUACCUUGGAAUGAAGAUUUGUGAUGCCUGGUUGCGAUUAAUACCAGUACGAUACUUGUGCACAGGAUAUCCACGCGCAGACGUCUUUGUACAACCGGGGCUUUUAUCCAUUGCAAAUUAUAUCGAUCCGUGAGGUCUGCAUGAGUCCAGAAGUUUGUCAUGCAGACUUCGGAUACUCCGCGAGGUCUGCAAUGCAGGGCACUAUAGCAUCACAGGUUUCAUCAUCGCAAUGGCUUUGCAAUGCGUAUUCCGCAUGAAGAUGAAGAACAAUGCCAUUUCAGCAUGGCCCAACAUGUUGGGCACCUUGUGCUACUCGCCCAAGACAAAUUUUUGUGUUACCUGCAGCGUGCAUCACAAGUUGCAACCCUCCAGACCAAGACAUGUUUGCAAUGCACAGCUUUCACAUCAGCAGCGAAUUCGUCAACGACGAGAAAAACGACGAUAUCGUGAGUAAAAACGUCCCCACACCAGAGUUGUAAUGCAAAUCUGCAUGCUGAAAAUGUUUCUCAUGCGGAGACCCAUGAGAAGCAGUCUCUAGUCGUGUUGUGGGAUUUGUGAUGCUAGAAUCAGCAUGAUAUGCUAGAUCUGUGAUGCUGCUGAACAAGCUAAACAGGAUUACACUGCGAGGCCAAACUUGUCAUGCGCAGCAGCAAAAGCUGACAAAUUUGUCUAGCAGAUUUCCCAGCUUGACUCUGGUGUGGGGACGUUUUUACUCAGGAUAGACGACCAAGAAUGGCGCAAGGUGAAGUCAAACGCUAAUUUGAAAGCCUUGUUGCAACAGCGGCAGCAGGAUGGCACAUCGGACAAGAAACCAGUUACCACGGAUGAUUUGAACAAGCAGAUCCAGAUGCAACGGUCCGCUAAGGUGGACAUCCACACGCCUUUCGCCGUAAACGAGAAGAAGGAAAAAUCGGUAUCAACAGGAAAAAUGCCCCCACCCCAGAACUUAGCAGCAUUUGUAUUGCAAACCUUUCCAAUGGAAACAUUCCCCGUCUUGCAUAUAUCAGCAUCACAAAUUUUUUAUGCUGAAUGGCUCAGAAAUUUGUGUUGCAAAGGAGCCCAACGGCAGCCGGAUCUGUUAUGCAAAAGAUGCCUUGCGCAGCUAGAUUCUGCAUCAGAAAUGCUCGUAGUCCUGUCGCGCAAGACAAGAGUCGUUCAUUUGGAAACUUUGCAUGAGAAAGUUUUGCAAAUUGCGGAUUGGGGGCAUUUUUCAUUGCAAUAAUCGGAGUGGAAAAAGGUGAAAGCGCAAACCAAGGUGCGGGCGCGGGGGGAGAAAAUGAAGGUGAGUAACAUCCCCGCGUCUCUGUUGCAAAUGAAGUUUACUUCUACAAAGAAGAAGUCAGAACAAAAGAAUAUCAACGACAAGCUGCUUCGGGACUGGGAUUCUGCUUUUGACGCAGGAGACUCUGCUACAACUUCUUCAAAAUCGACUGACGCUACCACUUCCACGACUGCUGCCUCUGUUGAGGACACCAGCAGUUCUUCGCUGACCUCCGGGGAAGACGCGAUGGCGAGGUAAAUUGUAUAUGACAGUGCACAACUCCCCCUCUCCCUCGUUUGUCAUGCAAAAUCCCAAAUCCAGUCGCUGCCCUGUGGCACUGUUUGCAUGACAAAUUUCGAAAGCCCGAAACAGUACUCCAUUAGGCACAUCAAUUUGUCAUGCACAGGCUCCAGUGUCGCUGGCGUUCGUAGAUGCACUUCAUGCAAUACAAAUGAGGGAAAGGGGGAGUUGGGCACUGUCAUAUUGUAGAGUGAACAUCAUGAAAAAAUAGAACGGCUUGCAGGUCCAUCGCGCUGCGGAAAUAAAAUGCAUUCGUUUCAACGCCCGGCAGAACUGAUGCAAAAGCAAAAAUAUGUCAACAAUUAUGAUUGUGAAAUUUUGAUCCAAGGUACAUGCGUGAGUUUCACGUGGAGGAGAAGGCGCGGCAGGAGCAGCAAACCCAAAGCCCCGGCGCGGCCCGAAACGCGGAAAAGACCUUCGAUUUCGGGACGUCAGCGCACGCAUCCGGCUUCUCCGCCUUCGAGCCCGCGAGCAGUGGAGAAGAUACCGGCGCCACGUCGGUCAUUUCCAUUCCCCUCAACUCCCAGUUGCAGAUCUCGGAGUCCUCGUGAGGAAGCGUCGUGGGAAGGAGGUUUCUCAUAUACAAAAGGGUUGAAAGACGACGUCGCCGCUGGUGCUACAAGAAACUCUAUAGUUGAACUAGGAUAAUUUUUGUUUUCCUGUCGUGUCCUCGGUUUGAUCGAGAUUUCAGUGUGAAGGAGUCUCCAUUUUUUCCAAACCUAGUACGGUCAUGUUGAUGCAAAGCAGAAAGCGAAUCUCGAAA